Molecule: messenger RNA, 1700 nt
Organism: Spizellomyces punctatus DAOM BR117
Lineage: Eukaryota; Fungi; Chytridiomycota; Chytridiomycetes; Spizellomycetales; Spizellomycetaceae
Product: cation diffusion facilitator family transporter
Exons: 13
Coding region: 94-1518 (474 amino acids)
Biological process (GO): monoatomic cation transport; transmembrane transport
Cellular component (GO): membrane
Molecular function (GO): monoatomic cation transmembrane transporter activity
Source: RefSeq, a predicted model, not a curated record
AUAGAUCUUGUGACUGUAAGCCACGAUUCCUCCAAGUGAUGAUGUCAAAGGCCGAUCUGGCGCAAGUUGCUGGCCCUGUCUCCCUCCGACCACAUGUUUGUCCCAUUACGCUUCCAUCGGCGUAUGGUCCGCUCGUUGCGGACAAGUAGUAGAACAGUCGUUUGCCCAUUGCACUUUCAACAUGUCACCCGUGGACGUCUUCCAAGUACAAAGGACGGUUUGGCAGGGUCGCUGUCUCAUUUCAACAUGACUCAACGCAGACGGCAUGGCACCCACGGGCAUGGUCACUCGCAUCACCAUCACCACGGUGCAGAGCUCCUUGACCAUGGUACCAAGGAAGGAACGCGGGUUACUGUGGUUGGUCUCGCGGUAAACAUCGGGCUGACGGUGUCAAAGGGUGUUGGUGGAGUACUAUGGCAUUCUGCAUCCCUCCUCGCUGAAGCAGUCCAUUCGUUAAGCGACUUCAUGAGCGAUUUCGUCACCUUGUAUGCGUAUCGCAAAGCGAGGGCCAAGCCAGAUGCAAAGUUUCCUUUUGGAUAUGCCAAGUUAGAACCUCUGGGCGGUGUCAUCGUCUCUGGGCUCCUCAUUGCGGCGGGAGCUGGAAUAGCGGUUCACAGUUGCGAACUUCUCCUUACCUUGCUCCACGACUCGACAAAUCAUCAUCACGGCGCAGCAGAAAACGUGACAAUGAAUCCACUGGCCCUCUACAUCAUGCUUGCAUCCGUUGUAUCAAAAGAAGCGAUGUUUCAAUGGACGAUGAGGGUUGGCCGUAAGGUUAAAUCAGAUGUACUGAUCGCGAAUGCGUGGCAUCAUCGCGCGGAUGCAGCGUCGAGUCUUGUUGCGCUUGUGGGAGUUGCAGGCGCCGUCUAUGGAAUAAAAUGGUUUGAUCCUGUUGGAGGCCUCUUAGUGUCCGGUAUGGUUAUCAAGGCGGGGUUGGAAUCCGGGAUACCAGCUUUGAAGGAGUUGAUUGACGCAGCCGCACCUCCGGAAACCACCGAACGCGUGACGGAAGUGGUCCAGCGCCUUCAUGCGAAGGAUCAGAAUAUUCGGGGUAUUGGGCCGAUCCGGGUUCGCAAAAGUGGCCCGUUUCUGAAUGUUGAUAUGCAGGUACUGGUCAACCCGUACAUCAGUAUCUCGCAUGCCCAUCAGAUAUCGGAGAACCUCAAGCAUGACAUGGUGAAAGAAAUUCAUGGCCUGCAAGAAGUGUCCAUCCACCUUGACAGCGAGAUGCACGAUCUGACGGAACCUUCUCCGUCCAUCGCUCCUACUAGUGUCAUUGAAGCAGAUAUUGUACGAGAAGGAAUGAAGGGCAUGGAAGAACACGUUCAGAGAAUUAGCCAUAUAACGUUGCAUUUCUUAAAGGGAGGCAUUACUGUCCAUGCUGACAUUCUGCCCAGGCGAGAUGAUAUAACCAUUUCAGAAGCAAGAGAAAUCGCGCGACAAGUUCAGAAGCGCAUUGAAGGUAUUGAAGGUGUAAAGUGUGCUGAUGUUCAUUUAGAGAUAAAUAGCAAUCACUAGAUACGUGGUAUUGGAUGGUCCCACGGCUACCAGACAGGCUACAUAGAUACUAGCUCUCUAUGCUUCAGAUAUCUCAACAGGGCAGAAAAGCCCUUUCAUUUGUGACUAUGCUCCAGUUAUUUCAAUGGGGAAGACAAGCCCUUCCAUCUGUGACAAUGGAAAAGGAUCAGGACAAGAGCAAA